Messenger RNA from Tarenaya hassleriana, 2166 nucleotides. Its product is annotated as glycerol-3-phosphate dehydrogenase SDP6, mitochondrial-like. The transcript has 6 exons. The record is from RefSeq and is a predicted model, not a curated record. Gene Ontology annotation, molecular function: glycerol-3-phosphate dehydrogenase (quinone) activity. Gene Ontology annotation, biological process: glycerol-3-phosphate metabolic process. Bases 111 to 2003 code for a protein of 630 amino acids. Gene Ontology annotation, cellular component: glycerol-3-phosphate dehydrogenase (FAD) complex; mitochondrion. NCBI's taxonomy places the organism in Eukaryota, Viridiplantae, Streptophyta, Magnoliopsida, Brassicales, Cleomaceae.
UAUUCCCAGCGCAGUGGAUGGACCAUCAUCUUCGUCGUCAUCAAUCUUCAUGGUCGGAGAAUUCAAAAUUUUAACCUCUCAAAUUCUCAAUCAAUCCCUCUCCGCUACUCAUGUCGGUGAAUUCCCUCCGCCGCCUUGCCGCCAGCGCUGUCGUCAUUGCCGCCGCGUCCGGAGGCGCCGUUUACCUGACGCCGUCCGUCGCCUCCAGCGACAGAGGCGGUGGUCGAGGUUCAGUGUUGGACUCGCUUAAGCUUCGGAUUGGUGAUCCGAGCGCUACGGUCCCUUCGCGAUCCGUCCAGGAGUCGGGUCUGAUUGGAGCGAGCUUCUCUAAUCCGCUCGACAUUCUCGUCAUCGGCGGCGGAGCCACCGGUUGCGGAGUGGCUCUCGACGCUAGUACUCGUGGUCUUCGUGUUGGUCUUGUCGAGCGAGAGGACUUCUCGUCCGGGACUUCUUCUCGGUCAACAAAGCUUAUCCAUGGAGGGGUUCGGUAUCUGGAAAAAGCUGUUUUUAAUCUUGAUUACGGACAGCUGAAGCUAGUUUUUCACGCGCUUGAGGAGCGUAAGCAGGUCAUUGACAAUGCACCACAUCUUUGUCAUGCUCUGCCCUGUAUGACACCUUGUUUUGACUGGUUCGAGGUAAUCUACUACUGGAUGGGAUUGAAGUUUUAUGACUUGGUCGCAGGAGCACGUUUAUUGCAUUUGUCCAGAUAUUACUCUGCACAAGAGUCGGUCGAGCUCUUCCCCACUCUUGCGAGGAAAGGCAGAGACAAGAGUUUGAAGGGAACUGUCGUAUACUAUGAUGGGCAAAUGAAUGAUUCGCGUCUUAAUGUGGGUUUGGCGUGUACUGCAGCAUUGGCUGGUGCUGUGGUGCUCAAUCAUGCUGAGGUUGUUUCCCUUAUAAAGGAUGAUGUGACUCAGAGGGUAAUCGGUGCACGGAUUCAUAACAAUUUAUCAGGACAAGAGUUUGACACCUACGCAAAAGUAGUUGUGAAUGCGGCAGGACCCUUUUGCGACACGGUAAGGAAGAUGGCUGAUAAAGAGGCAAAACCAAUGAUAUGUCCAAGCAGUGGUGUACACAUUGUGUUACCUGAUUACUAUUCUCCUGAAGGAAUGGGAUUGAUAGUUCCUAAAACUAAGGAUGGCCGUGUUGUCUUCAUGUUACCGUGGUUGGGAAGAACUGUAGCAGGAACUACAGACUCUAACACCGAGAUCACUUUGCUUCCAGAACCUCAUGAAGAUGAAAUUCAAUUCAUUCUGGAUGCAAUUUGUGACUACCUCAACAUCAAGGUUCGACGCAGUGAUGUUCUUUCUGCUUGGAGUGGGAUACGUCCAUUGGCCAUGGACCCGUCAGCAAAGAGCACGGAGAGUAUCUCCAGAGAUCAUGUAGUCACUGAGGAUUGUCCUGGUUUAGUUACAAUCACAGGUGGAAAGUGGACUACAUAUCGAAGCAUGGCAGAAGAUGCGGUUGAUGCAGCGAUCAAAUCCGGAAAACUGAAUCCGACCAACGGUUGUGUAACCCAGAGACUACAGCUAGUGGGUGCUUAUGGAUGGGAGCCGUCGUCAUUCACAGUUCUCGCCCAACAAUACGUGCGUAUGAAGAGAACCUACGGUGGUAAAGUCGUCCCAGGGGCGAUGGACACCGCUGCGGCAAAACAUCUAUCUCAUGCUUAUGGCACAAUGGCGGAACGAGUCGCUGCCAUAGCUCAGGACGAGGGCCUCGGGAAACGGCUGGCUCACGGGUACCCGUUCCUAGAAGCGGAGGUUGCGUAUUGCGCAAGGCACGAAUUAUGCGAAUCGGCGGUAGAUUUCAUAGCGAGGAGGUGUCGGAUAGCGUUUCUAGACACAGACGCGGCAGGGAAGGCGCUGCCUAGGGUGAUAGAGAUACUGUCGGCCGAACACAAAUGGGACAAGUCGAGGCAGAAACACGAGUUGCGAAAGGCCAGAGAGUUUCUCCAGACUUUCAAGUCUUCCAAGAACGCUCGGUUCCAUGACGGCAAACACUAAAAAGCAGCCUCGGUGGAUGACAAGCUCGUCAUCGAUCCCAAACGUUUGAACUCAAAAUGGGAUAACUCAAAUUCUUGAAUAUUUGAUAACACGAUUAUGUGUAUGUGCACAAUCUCACGUAUAUACAUUUGUUAUCUAUAUAGGUCACAGCUAGGUUGGAACA